AGGAGGGGCGACUAAUGGCGCAUCGCAGCCCUACUGAUCCAGAUCGCCACAAAUAAACAACAGCAGUCCUUUACGAUCGUGUCCGAUUCGUGCGCCAAAAGGUCGCGCCGUGCCGUAGCCGUGCUUUGCGCGUUUGCUCAUUGAGCAGGUAGGCUGGGUUUGUUUUUAGCGGCUGUUCAGAGCGCAGAGGCCCAGAGGAAAGACGGCGGAUCGAGAAUAUGUAACAAGUGUCAAAAUGACGUCCAGAUUCAGUAAAACUUACACUCGGAAGGGAGGAGAGGCCAGCUCGAAGUUCGACGAGGUGUUCUCCAAUAAAAAGGCUACGCUCAGCACCAAAUGGGGAGAGACCACCUAUAAAGCACAACUGGGGGUUAAACGGCCCUCGUUCAAGCCGGAGGUUCCGGAGCUGACCAAACGGCCUCGAUUCGACGAUGACGACAGCUCAGAAGACCCGUUCGGCUUUGACAGCGAUGACGAGUCCAAAACCAUCACGUCCAGAGGAACACCUCAGUCUGAGGCGGGCUCGGAUGCAGCAGGGUCUGAGAAUGAGCAGUCUAGACCCCAAACAGCAGUGGCCAGGGAGGGCACGUCCACUUUGGUGAGCGGCACCAACGUCAGCAGAGGUGUUGUUGGUCAUGAUAGCACAGCUAAAACAUUUACAGCCUCAUCGCACGUCUCUGGAUCCGGAGGGGCACGGAGUAAACCCAGCGUUCCGAUAAGCAAACCACUCUCUCAGACCUUCAGCUUAAAAAGCCACAGUAGAAACUUCUCAGAUGUCUGGGACUCUCCCCCGGAGGACUCUCCUCCUGGAGCUGGGGAGGGAAGUUCUGCCCAGCCCGGGAACUCUUCCGAUGGACUCAAGAGCUCGGAGCCGUGCCCCGCUGAACCGGAACCUGUGGUGGAACCCAUUGACUUUGAGCCACUUCCGCUUAUUAAACCGUCCAGCAACAGGGUGUACAAAAGACCCGGUCGGAAUAAAGGGCCCGAUAGUUCAGGAACCGAGGAAUCGAGCUCUGCCGCAAGUUCAGCGCCGGAGCCGGUGAAGAGCAGCGUUGCGGGGGUGUCUGGGAGUUCGGAGGUCAAGCCUGCUGGUCGGGGAAGGGUGAGGGACUAUACGGUUCUUCACCCAUCUUGUGUGUCGGUGUGUAACGUGACCAUUCAGGACUCGAUUGAACGGAGCGUGGAUGAUCUUGUCACUCCGGUGCAAGCUGACAUUGGAGAGGCAGGAUCCUUUAGGAGGAAGACGGACACACAGACCACCAAGCCUACAAGGUUCAGGCCCACCCAGAGUAAAAGCAAAAAGGAGACGAAACUGGAGUUUUUUGGCUUUGAGGAGAACGAGGCUCUGGGCGCAGACGGAGAAGCCACAGUGUCCGGCAGCACAAGCUACAAGAUCAAAUACUUUGGGUUUGAUGAUCUGAGCGAGAGCGAAAGCGACAGCGAUGAAGAGGACAAUUCGGCAGCUAAAGAGAGGAAGAAGGAUAAGAAAGCAGCCACAGCCAUGUCGACCAGCGCGGACAGCCCGCAAAGCAACCACUCACAGGAGAGUCAACAGAGCCAAAGCAGCACAAAUACAGACUCUCAAGAAUCGCUGGAUGAGUCGGGCUCUCAGAAGGAACGACAGGGAAAGGGGAGUGACAAGUCGAAGGAGAUCGGACGCAAGAUCUUCAGCGGCCCAAAAAAAUCUCCUGCUAAAGCUGUAUACAACGCGCGUCACUGGAAUCAACCCGAACCAGAGGAAGUGCCGGCUCCUGUUUCCUCACAAACCGUGGUUGCACCUAAGCCCAGUGUGUCAGCUGGCAACAAGGAUACGAAUCCCCAAAAGGAUGAUGGAGUAUUUAAAGCCCCGCCCCCUCCUCCUAAAGUCAUUAAGUCAGUCACUAUCCCCACUGAGCCAUACCAGGACAUUGUCACUGCACUCAAAUGCAGAAAGGAGCACAAAGAGCUAUACACGGUGGUCCAGCAUGUCAAGCACUUUAAUGAUGUGGUGGAGUUUGGGGAGAAUCAGGAGUUUACAGAUGACUUUGAGUAUCUGGAGACGGGUUUGAAGAGCACACAACCCCUUAACACACGCUGCCUUAGUGUAAUUAGUCUGGCCACACGCUGUGCUAUGCCGGGUUUCCGCAUGCACUUGAGGGCCAGAGGAAAGGUGGCUCAGGUCUUUAAGAUGCUCAGCGAUGCCCAACAGCACCCGAACCUGGCUCUUUGCACAGCAUCUCUGAUGUACAUUCUGAGUCGAGACCGGCUGAACAUGGAUCUGGACCGGUCUUGUCUGGAGCUGAUGAUCAGGCUGCUGGAACUAGAGCAGGAUGACUCUGUACCAGACCAGCUUACAGCCAAAGAGAUGAGCAAAGUUAAAGAGAAGAUUCGUAAACUCUGCGAAACGGUCCACAAUAAACAUCUGGACCUGGAGAACAUCACAGUGAACGGUCAUUUAGCGAUGGAGACGCUUCUGUCUUUGACGUCAAAGCGAGCUGGAGAUUGGUUUAAAGAAGAACUGCGUUUACUGGGUGGAUUGGACCACAUUGUAGAUACAGUGAAAGAAUGUGUGGAGAACUUAAAUAAAGAGGAAGAUAAGGAGAGUCUGGUGGCAUCUCUCUGGGGAGCAGAGCGCUGUUUACGGGUUCUGGAGAGUGUUACUGUCCACAACCCAGAGAACCAGGCUUAUCUGAUCGCAUACAAGGAGUCCCAGCUAAUAGUGUCUUCAGCAAGGGCUCUGCACCAUUGUAAACAGAUGAUCCAGCGCUACAGUCGAGGGAUCACUUCAUCAUCCGGCUCCGCCCUCCCACAGAGUAGCCAUAGCAACGUGGGCAAGGCCGUGGAGGAUUGUAUGAGAGCUGUUAUUGGGGUUCUGCUCAACCUCACUCACGAUAACGAGUGGGGCAGCACUAAAACGGGUGAGCAGGAGGGUUUCCUUCUGACGGCACUAGACUGCGUUCUCAAGGUUCCUCAUUAUUUGCUUCAGGAGCAGAGAUUCGACAUCCGCGUGCUGGGUCUCGGUCUGCUGAUAAAUCUGGUGGAGUACAGCUCCAGAAACAGACACUUUCUGGUGGAGAUAGAGGUGGACAUAAGCUACUUGAAGGAUGCUGAGGCAGAAGUGAAGACUGAGAAUGAUGUCAAGACGGAGGGAGAGAAGGAGAAGACUAAAGUGGAUGAAGAGGGAGAGGGCGAGAAGGAAACCUCGACAAAGACGACCAACGGCCUGGUGGCUCUGGUAAAGCUCUUCUUGGAGCGAGAACGAGCAGCAGUGUUUGCUGAGGCGCAGACUGAUGACCUCAUCAGUGAGGCACCCAAAGCUCAGGCAGACCAGAGCGGAGAAUGGCAAGAGACAUCUGGAGAGAUCCAGUGGGUCGCCUCGGAAACCAAUGAGACAAAUGACACAAAUGACAAGAAAGAGGAAGAGGAGGAAGAGCUUGAUCUUAAUAAAGCCCUGCAGCAUGCUGGGAAACACAUGGAGGACAGCAUUGUUGCAUCAUAUACAGCUCUUCUCCUUGGGUGUCUAUGCCAGGGGAGUCCGAUGAAUCUCAAAAUGGUGCGAGACAGCCUUCCUAAGGGAGAUUUCUCUAUCAUGACGGAAAUGCUGAAGAAAUUCCUCAAUUUCAUGAAUCUGACGUGUUCUGUCGGAACCACAGGACAGAAGUCUAUCUCACGGGUGAUUGAUUAUUUGGAGCAAUGUUAGCAGAAGUGUCACAGUUCCCCCUCCUCCGUGGGAUAAAUCUGGACCUGGCAACGUGCCUUAGGCCCUUCAGGACAGGAGGAAGCAGCUCCGGUGGUAAAGGUGGUUGAGUGUCGCUACAGUCACACCACCUGGGUGACUCUUACUGCAAAGACUUGCAUUAUUCUUUUACUCAUUUUCGCAUUGUGUGUUUUUUAAUGAUGUCUUUUUCUCUCGCUUACACAAUCUGCUGUGUUUCCAUAAUAUUUGGUUUUAAAGAACUGAUUCUUGUUUUAAUUGCAAACUGAGCUCUGUUUUUGGAACAAAAGAAUGUUUGGACAGAAAGAAUGAUUUUAAACUACUUGUUUGUUUUAAAUACAGUGCCCUCCAUUAAAACUGGCACCCUUGGUAAAAAUGAGCAAAGAAGGCUGUAAAAAUAAAUCUGCAUUGUUUCUCUUUUUGAGCUUUUAUACAAAGAAAUCUACUAAAAGUAAAAAAAAUUGAAGUGGGGGAAUAUCACACUAUGUAAUGGUUUUUUCUCUCUCUAAUAUACCCUGGUCACAAUUAUUGGCACCCUUGUAUUCAAAACUUUCUGCAACCUCCAUUUGCAAGAAAAACUGCUUUUUGUCUUUUUUAUGAAUGAAGUUUUCAGAAUAUAUGAGUCAUCUGAGUCCAUUCCUUCAUACAGAGUCUCUUAAGAUCCUUCAAAUGUUGGUGCUCUCUUGUCUUCUGUUCAUCCCACUCAUUUUCUAUAGUGUUCAGAUCAGGGGACUGGGAUGGCUAUGGCAUGAUCUUGAUUUUGCGUUCAGUGACAUUUUUUUAUUUUAAUGUCUGUUUUGAACCAGUGUGCUGAUGGAAGGUCUUACUGGGACCCAUUUUAAUAUUUCUAGCAGAGCAAGUCAGGUUUUGAUUUGUUGGUAUUUGAUAUAAAACAUUAUGCUGUAAAUCUGAAGAUGUCCAGGACCUCUGGUAUAAAAGUAGGUUCACAACCAUGAAGAUCUGGCGACAUAUUUAACUGUGGACAAGGGGCAUUUUUUUAUCCCUGUGUGCACCAAACCUAUCUUGUGUUAUCGAGUUGUUACCCAAAAAACUCAGUUUCGUAUGGGCAUAGAACCCAGUUCUGAUUGAAGUUUCGUAAUGGCAGAUUAAUAUGGUGGAGUUUGUUUUUGCUUGAGAGCAGAAGAUUUGUUUCUUGAACAGUGUCCCAAACAACUUGUGGUGAUGGAAGUGCUGUUUUCCUUUAUUAUUGUAAAAUGCUUUCUGACUCUAAAAUUCAACUGUUGCAAUUUUCCAUCUGUGCUCUUUGAAGAGUCUUAAGCCUCUCAAAUUCUUCUCCUCGCUGUGCAUUGAGGCAAUAUAGACACACAUCCUGUUUCGAGCAGAUUUUCAACCUUACAAAUCCAUUAAAACUUCUUGAUCAAUGCGCUGAUGUUGGACAUGAGAUUUUCUAUUGUUGUAACUAUUUCCUUAAAGACAUUUUGUAUUCUGUGUAGCUCAACAGAACUUUUUUCUUUGGUUUUAUCCAUUGUGAUAAAUGAUUAUCACAAUGGAUAAUGAGGGGGUUUGGGCUUUGUGUUACUAAUAUUUAUUCUCCUGUCAAACAAGAAAUCAUUACUGGUCAACAUCAUGUUUCUAGUCACCUUGGUGUGCUAAGAAAAUGUAAAUAUCAAUGGGAAUAUACUUGGGAAUUUCGAAGGGUGCCAAAAAUUGUGACCAGGGUGUAUUAGAGAAAAACAGUUUUUCAUAAUGUGAUAUUCCCCCAACUUUAAAUUGUUUUACUUUAAUGAAAUGUUGGAAUAUUGUAGAUUUUUUUAAAUAAAAGAUCAAAAGUAGAAUCAAUGCAGAUUUUUUUUUACAUCCUUCUUUGCUUAUAUUUACCAAGGGUAUAUUAGUGGAGGGCACUGUAUUACAAUAAGGAUUUUCACUAAAUCUAAAUUAUGGAUAAAAAGACUUGGGGAGUCUUGGGGAUCCACGAUUUCUGACUAACCUGAGACAGAUCCGGUUACAUCUGGUAUCAAAAUAAGUAGUUAACCUAAAUCCGAAAAACUCCCAAUUUACUCCCAAAUGUAUGACUUCCUUUGUUCAGUUAAACACAAAUUUUUUUAUUACACCAUACAAGACACAAUGUCAUAACACAUUAGAAAUUGUAUCUUUAUCAUGAGUUUUUGUCCACACCAGCCCCCACUUCAAUACACUAUGGACUAUAAUGGAUUCUACAUUAGAAACCGUUAAAUUUUAAAUGUUACACAUUGCAUCUGUUGUGGCACAGAGACCGUGUUAGAAUCUUGUGUAAAUUGAUUUUCUAUUUUUUUGUGACAAGUUGUCUAAAGCAUGUUUUGUCACAUGGCAAGAACCAAUGAGAUUUAAAGUUUGCCAUUUGUAUUUACCACACUGAUUGUGUGUUUACAUAAAAACAUGAUGUAUCUAUUACAAGCAAGCUCAAUUUUUAUUUCUUAAUACAUGUAUUGUUUCAGAAAACGUACAUUAACCCACCGGCGUCAUUUGGAUGACUUUAUAGAUUGAUGUUUGUGCUUUUUUUGUAAGCUUUUGUUAUCUUGAGUACCAUACAAGAAAACAUGAGAGCAUUUUAAUAUUUACAAAUUUGUGUUCAACUGAAGUAAAGUCAGCUGGGAUAGCAUGAGUGUAAAUUGAGAGAAUUUUCAUGUUUGAGUGAAAUACUCCUUUAACGUGUGCUUUUUGGAUUUCACUUACCCACAUUAAAAGCCAGGUGUAAAUGCACCCCGAUCUGACCAGGGACAGUGGGCUAAAUGCCUUGCAGAUAGGGAACUAAAUACAUAUAUUGAUAUUAAUAGAUGUAUAUUGACAGAUUUUAUCGGGGUCAAAGAUUUGUGAAUUUAUGGUCCGGUUUCACAGACAGGGGUGAGCUUAAGCCAGGAAUAGGCCUUAAAUAAACUAAUUUAACUAAGUAGCUUUUUUUUUUAAAUGCCUUAGAAAAACAUAACUGGUGUGCAUCUUGAGACAAAACAAUGGCACUGAUAUAUUUUAAGAUGUGUUAUUGCAAUUUGGUUUCUGGUAAGACGCCUCAAACUUUCAUUUUAGUCUGGGACCUUGUCUGUGAAACCAUGCAUUUAAGCUCUACAAGAAAAAUACAUUUAUCACUGAUGGCCCAAAUGAGAUGUUUCAUGUGAAGCACAGAAACUAGUUUAAUUCCAUAUUCUGUCUAUAAUAUCAGAAGUGGGAGCCGCAUUCUUUAAGAAUUCUUAUAGAUUGUCAAGAAACUAAUGGAUCUCCUUUAACAUGUCUAAAUCAUUUUUUAUUACUCUUAAAGAUACAGCGAAAUGAGCUUUUAGGUUUGAUUUCCUAAAUAAUGAUGUGUUGAUAACACAUGGAUAAUUUACCUGAGCAUCUGAUAGAUUGUGGUGAUUUUGUUUCAUUUUCUGAUCAUCCAUAAUUUUAUGUUAAGAAUCCGCCAUUAAAUUUUGAAUUGAUCAUGAAAUUUAGGUGUUUUAUUUUCCAUUGAUUUAAUUACUUUUUUUCAUUUUAUGUGCUGUGACCCCAUUUUAUGUCAAAAAAGACAUCACUCUAUUAAUGUGUUCACGAAUGAUUCCAUCAAAAAUGUUAAUUUAAACUUGUGAUUUUAAUAUAAUAGAACAAGAUUUUUUUUAUGUUAUGAAUUGUUUUAUCUGUUAUGUGACAUUGGGAAAAGUGUUUUUAUGUUUCAAACAUGUGAACUCCAUCCUGUGUGUAGUCAGCCGAACUUGGUCCUGCAGAAUGGCUCAAAGAAUAACUGCUGAAAGUAAAAACAACCAUAGCAUCGUUUUCCAAACUAAAUCAAACAAAGGUGUCCUAUAUUUCUUUCAGAUCUUUGCUGAAGCGGAGCCAUAUGGAGUAAACUUGUUCUAUUUUGUAAAACCGAUGUGAGUUUUACGAUAAUUUAAUUUACAGAUCCGAAUUUUGAUGCUUUUUUUCUUUGAAAGUGUACAUAUUUCUGUAAAUAGUUGCUUUUUAAUGUUAGACUGCUAGACCUUAUUUUUUGUAUACCUCCACCCUUGGUUGCAUUAUUUUAGAUAAAGUGAAACGAUUAAAAUAAAUAUAUAAAUAUUAUAUAUAUUAAAGGAUUUGUACCAUUUUCCAAGAUGUUGUCUUUGGUUACAAUGUAAAUAAUUUUUCCUUGAAUAAAUACUUGCUACUUUGACAA
Molecule: messenger RNA, 7814 nt
Organism: Triplophysa dalaica
Lineage: Eukaryota; Metazoa; Chordata; Actinopteri; Cypriniformes; Nemacheilidae
Gene: wapla
Product: WAPL cohesin release factor a
Exons: 20
Coding region: 236-3679 (1147 amino acids)
Biological process (GO): regulation of chromosome condensation
Source: RefSeq, a predicted model, not a curated record